Messenger RNA from Setaria italica (foxtail millet), 1670 nucleotides. Its product is annotated as probable palmitoyltransferase ZDHHC12. The coding region runs from base 326 to 1228 and encodes 300 amino acids. The record is from RefSeq and is a predicted model, not a curated record. Gene Ontology annotation, molecular function: protein-cysteine S-palmitoyltransferase activity. The transcript has 10 exons. Gene Ontology annotation, cellular component: Golgi apparatus; endoplasmic reticulum. Gene Ontology annotation, biological process: peptidyl-L-cysteine S-palmitoylation; protein targeting to membrane. Lineage: Eukaryota; Viridiplantae; Streptophyta; Magnoliopsida; Poales; Poaceae.
CAGCUUGCGAGUUGCGGCGGAGUGGAGACCAUUCCGCCUUCUACAGUUCUACUGUUGCCGCUUACUUCCGCGCACCGCACACGUUCGACGAAACGCCGCCGCGCGCUCUCCCUCCCCACCGCGUCCACUGAGAUUCGCCUCGCCUCGCCUCGGACCUCCUCCGAUUCCUUCCCCCACUCCCGCUCCCAUCUCGCGGGCCCCGUCGAGAUCGGCGUCGUCCCCCGCCGGAGCCCGGUUGGAUCCUCCGCUCCCUCCGGCCGCCCGCCUUGAUGGUCCGGGGGCCGAGGAGGCGGCGGCGGCGGAGUAGUAGGUAGUUCCCGCGGCGAUGAGCAGGCUGGCGACGGGGCUCCACCGGCUUCGGAGGUCGUCGUCGUCGCCGUGGGAGGUGCUGUGGUCCGCGCUCGCGUCAUGCGGCCUCGUGAUCUUCUCGCAGCUCGCCGUGGCGAUGGUGCCGCGGCUAUUCCCCUCCCUCUCGCUCCUCGCCAUGCUCCCCAUCGCGGGCCUGGUGUUCCUCGCGGCUAUCGUGCUGGGCCGGCUGUGGAGGAGGUUCAUCGGGGUGGCGGCGUCGGCGCCGCUCUUCGUGCUCUUCAACAUCCUCCUCUUGUGGGGCGUCUACGUCUUCGUCAUCAGGAGAGACACUUCUUCUCUGCUGGACAUGCUACUAAAUGCGGAAUGUGCACUGCUUCUGUGGGGCCUUUACAGAAUUUUAUCUGGUGAUCCUGGUAUUGUUGCUUGUGAUUCGUCAUAUUUAGAGGAAGCUGGCUGCAAGGAUUUUGUGGAAGCUAUUUACCCGAGUGAGAAGCUCCCAAUGCUCUCUCGUGUCAGGCAGUGUAACUGGUGCAAAGCAACCAUUAGGGGCUAUGACCAUCAUUGCCCUGCGUUUGGUACUUGCAUAGGACAGAAGAAUCAUCGGCUGUUUAUGGCCCUUUUGACAGGAUUUGUUGUUGCUGAAUCAACAUAUACAAUGUGCUCAACAAAAUAUAUUACCAGAUGCAUUAAUUCAGGAACUCUAAGAUCGGAGAAUCCUGUAUCUCUAAACCUGGUAAUCAGUACGAUGCUCUUCUCUAUCCUCCAGGUGGUCUGGCAGGUUGUGUUCUUGAUGUGGCACAUAUAUUGCAUCUGCUUCAACAUCAAGACAGAUGAGUGGGUAAUUUCAAAUUUCCCAUGCUUUGGACUCUUUCUUCAUCAAUUGCAGGUCGUCUUCUCGUUAGCUGUUUCUUGUAGCUAAAAGAUUUGGAAGUCAAAUUUGUAAAUCCGUAUGACAAAGGCAUGCUCUGUAACAUUAGAGAAUUUCUGACGCCGAAAUGAUUGAAAGCGAAAGCCCAUUUUGAAGAUCUGACCUGAUGGAACUGAAACAUGGGGAUCGGGAAUCGGGAGUGGGUCAACUGUGACAACAUGACCCAGAAUUCUGGAAGCCUGCUUUCAUUGUUACUGCUGUAGCAUUUAUUGUCAUUCGUUGUUGUGAUCAUCAUUUGGACUCUGCUGUCUAAUUUAACAUGCAAAAAAUCAGCAUUUUUUGAAAAGUUGCUGUCACUGGGCGUGAAGUUGUAGGCAACACUCCUUGUAGCUCUAGAAAAUUGCAAGAAUGCAUGAAAAAUUUCAGAGAGGACCUAGUUAUGUAUACUCGCUCCAUCCCAAAAUGAAUGCAAUUCAAGCUAUUUACCUAGACA